AUAGUCGAUUACAGCCCGGCUACGUAAAGGGGAGGCGACUCCGUUAGUCACAGACCGCACAAUAAAGAGAACUCAGCCCGUACCAGACAACGAAGCAGCAUCUGCAGUCCGUUUCAAACUCGCUUGCAAACUUGGCCAUUGCAGUAAGCAACAGGACAGCGCAGACCAGCAAACACAGACCAGCCGACACAUCUCACAAGGACCGCAUCGGGCCGGUUCUGCUAUGUCUUGGGCUCUGUUUCUCGGGACGGUUCUGCUCGCUUCCUCGCUGAAGUUUUCCGCCGCGGAAGGUUCCCAUGAUGAAAGCCACGAUAUGGACCAGCGAGAGAUCACCCUUGAGAUCAUAGGUCCUGACAGCAUCUCUCCAGACAUGUUCCAGCGAGAAGUCGACCCCCUGGAGUCGCUGGCUUUCCUGCAGCGCCCCGCGGGUGAGCCGUGCCGGGGGGUGCCGUCGUGUCGCUGGACGGAGGGCGGAGUAUUUCAGCCGGCAGAUCAGAGCGGCGUUCCGGAGGUCAGUUUCCCUCCCGGCCGCCCCAGUGCGGAAAACAUGGGGAACGCGUGCCUGUACCGCGGACGGAGGGCCACGCACCCGCCCCACACCCUCCCGCAGACCGGAUACAGUCACCUGGGACGCCGGGCCCAGGCAGUCAAUUCCGUGGAGGCGGGGCUAGAACACUGCUGCGGAACCUCCGACCCGCUGUGCUGCACACGACACGCGUGGAUGGAAGCGCUGCAGCAGUUCUGUCUGGAGGAGUCGUCGAUUAAGACCAGGCAGUAUCAUUGCUGCUUGAAGCAGGGAGAGGAGAAAUGGGGGUGCUUCCAAAAGGACGCCCCCAACCCUGGCUACAACCCCACAGGGCCGGAGGUCGAGGGCGCCCAAGGGGGGGCCAAGAAGUCUGAAGGCGCCCCCCUGUUACGAUUUUCCUGGAACCCCCAAUUCUGCAACAGUGAGAGCAAGGCGGUACUGCAGCCCAGGGGUGCCCGUGGGUCCCAGCUAGACCUUCCCAAACUGAGCUUCCCUCCCGGCAGACCCUCCCCCUCCAACCUGCGCAACGCAUGCAAACUGCGCAAGCUCCGCCCCUGGUACCCACCCAAGUGCCUGCCCAGCAGCGGGUAUGGCUGGUUCCUGCGCCAAUCAAAGGCCAUCAACCGCAUGGAGGCGGAGCUUAAGAAGUGCUGCAAAGUGGGGACGGAGGUGUUGAAAUGCGCAGACAGCAAGUGGAGGGAGGUGAUGGACAGUUACUGUGCUCAGGAGCUCUCUCUGAAGACGACUCACCAUCCUUGCUGCUCUGAGACCGGGGAUCCCCGAUACCUGUGCUUCGCUGGGGACGCCCCGUACCCCAAAUACGACCAUGAGAUCACCAACAUCAGCCUGGCGCGCCUCACCCCCAGCGCCAUGCAGACCCUCUGCGCGCCGCACAGACUGCUGUCCAGGAGGUUCUCUGUGCCCUUGCUGGUGGGGAGGCUGAGGGAGCAGUGCUGUGGACUAGCGGAGACUGAGAGGGUGCGCUGUGCAGAGAGAGAGAAAGAGGCCAUGUGUCAAACUGACCACACAUCUCCAAAUGACAAGCAUCCAUUCUGUACCCAUAGCAACAAGCUGCAUGCAGUUCCCAUAGCAACCGCCAUGGCAACGCAAGCCAUGAAGUGUCCACUUUAAGAAGCAGCAGCAGCAGCAGCAGCGAAGGAUCCCGGAGCCAUGAUUUCUGAUUUUCCACUUGGGCAGGAUCGGGUGGAACGAGAUGGAAUUACCCGCACAUCAGUGGGUCGGCAGGAAGUUAGAUUUUCGGUUCUGGGGUCGGUCUUUAAUUACAAAUUGCAAUUCCAAUUCCAGCGCUGCUUCGCUCCAUUACAGAUUCCAGUUACAAACGCUGCUGCUGUAAUUACAAUGCGAAUUACAAGGGUGCUGAAAAGAGGUGAACGACGACACACACACACACACACACACACACACACACACACACACACACACACACACACACACACACACACACACACACACACCCUCACACACACACACACACACACACACACACACACACAGUCACAUGUGCUACACUGAAUGUAUUCUAAAUAACAUCAUCUUCAUCAUCAUCAUCAAUCAUCAUCUUCAUCAUCAAUCAUCUUCAUCAAUCAUCUUCAUCAUCAUCAUCAUCAUCAUCAUCAUCAUCAAUCAUCUUCAUCAAUCAUCUUCAUCAUCAAUCAUCUUCAUCAAUCAUCUUCAUCAUCAUCAUCAAUCAUCUUCAUCAUCAUCAUCUUCAUCAUCAAUCAUCAUCUUCAUCAUCCAUCUUCAUCGUCCAUCAUCAUCUUCAUCAUCUUCAUCAUCCAUCUUCAUCGUCCAUCAUCAUCUUCAUCAAUCAUCAAUCAUCUUCAUCUUCUUCAUCAUCUUCAUCUUCUUCAUCAUCUUCAUCAUCCUCAAUCAUCUUCAUCAUCCUCAAUCAUCUUCAUCAUCAUCAUCAUCUUCAUCAAAUAUAAUUCAGUCUCUUUCCUUUCUGCUGCUCCCCCAACCCCUUUACCUUAUUAAAACGCUUGGAAUCGUUCACAGUCGUUCAGGUAUUCACAGAGAAUUCCAUUUUUUACUUUAUUUUUCCCACCUCUGUUUUGCUAAAUAAAAGUAUAUUUUCUUGUAUUGUGUGUUGCUUUCAUAAAUAUUAAACGGUGUCUACGUCA
Messenger RNA from Acipenser ruthenus (sterlet), 2667 nucleotides. Its product is annotated as extracellular matrix protein 1-like. The record is from RefSeq and is a predicted model, not a curated record. The transcript has 9 exons. Lineage: Eukaryota; Metazoa; Chordata; Actinopteri; Acipenseriformes; Acipenseridae. The coding region runs from base 224 to 1657 and encodes 477 amino acids. Gene Ontology annotation, biological process: signal transduction; regulation of bone mineralization. Gene Ontology annotation, cellular component: extracellular region.